Messenger RNA from Eublepharis macularius, 885 nucleotides. It is a transcript of the gene PSMB3, whose product is annotated as proteasome 20S subunit beta 3. Lineage: Eukaryota; Metazoa; Chordata; Lepidosauria; Squamata; Eublepharidae. Gene Ontology annotation, biological process: proteasome-mediated ubiquitin-dependent protein catabolic process. The record is from RefSeq and is a predicted model, not a curated record. Gene Ontology annotation, cellular component: proteasome core complex, beta-subunit complex; proteasome core complex. The transcript is spliced from 6 exons. Bases 107 to 724 code for a protein of 205 amino acids.
UCUAGCCAAUGGGAGCAGGGCGAAGGCGGGCCUUAACAGCCGUCAGAGAAGCCGCCAGAAGCGAACGGGGUUUUUUUGGGGAAAGGAGCUUCAUCUCUUCGUUACCAUGUCUAUUAUGUCCUAUAAUGGUGGGGCCGUCAUGGCCAUGAAGGGGAAAAACUGCGUUGCUAUUGCUGCUGAUCGGCGAUUUGGCAUUCAGGCUCAGAUGGUCACCACAGACUUCCAGAAAAUUUUCCCAAUGGGAGACAGACUAUUCAUUGGCUUGGCUGGGCUUGCCACCGACGUUCAGACAGUUGCCCAAAGGCUCAAAUUCCGCCUGAAUCUCUAUGAACUGAAGGAGGGCCGGCAAAUCAAGCCCCAGACCCUGAUGAGUAUGGUAUCCAACCUCCUGUAUGAGAGACGGUUUGGACCUUACUACACAGAGCCAGUGAUAGCUGGGCUGGACCCUGUCACAUAUAAACCUUUCAUCUGCUCCUUGGAUUUGAUUGGUUGUCCCAUGACAACUGAUGACUUUGUGGUCAGUGGAACCUGUGCAGAGCAGAUGUAUGGCAUGUGCGAAUCCCUCUGGGAGCCAGAUAUGGAACCGGAUCAGCUCUUUGAAACCAUCGGCCAGGCCAUGCUCAAUGCGGUGGACAGAGAUGCAGUGUCGGGCAUGGGUGUGAUCAUCCACAUAAUUGAGAAGGACAAGAUAACUACUCGAACACUGAAAGCUCGCAUGGAUUAACUAAUGGCGUUGCUGUUCUUUUAGGACGCUCAAUUUUCUUUUUUUAAAAUCUGGAUGGCUGAAAUGCAGCUUUUGUUUUCCAAAAAAGACCUAUAAUUUUGGUGUCAAGGAAAGCAGUUGAUAAUAAGGGAUUGUUGGCAAAUAAAAAGAAUUGUUUGGUU